Molecule: messenger RNA, 1020 nt
Organism: Colletotrichum lupini
Lineage: Eukaryota; Fungi; Ascomycota; Sordariomycetes; Glomerellales; Glomerellaceae
Exons: 5
Coding region: 1-1020 (339 amino acids)
Source: RefSeq, a predicted model, not a curated record
AUGAGGCAGAUGAAGCAUUACCUUCUUGUGCUCUUGCUAUCGCCAUACUUCUCGUCCGUACGGGGUGCGGAAACCACCCUCACCAGCCUUGUAUCACAGAUUCCAUCAUGCGCGCUUCCUUGCCUUCUUACUGGUCUCCAACAUGGGGGCUGUAAGCUGGACUCUGUCUCUACUAUCGCCAAUUGUCUGUGUAUAGACAUCGAACUCCAGGCAGACCUGUCGUCAUGUGUUCGUCUGAAAUGUUCUUUCGAGGACCAAAAGCGUGCUGCUCAAGUUGAGACAGACCUCUGUGCGACUUUCCCGAAGCCGUCAAGAAGAGAAGAAGCAAGAGCAGUGGCAAUAUCAUUAUCUAUCAUUGCCUUCACUGUUGUCGGACUUCGAUGCAUUUCACGAUACCUGGUUGACCACCGACUUUGGUGGGAUGAUUGGAUGAUCAUUGCAGCAACGGUCCUUCUCGCCGCAAUAACAGGCAUCCAAAUUGCGGGAACCGGCCUAGGGUUUGGCUUGCACUACUGGCAUGUCGAACCUUGGGCAAGCACAAGACUCAUUCAGAUGUUCUAUAUUGGCGAACAACUCUAUAUCUUGGCCCAGAUUAUGGCUAAGAUCUCACUUCUGCUUUUCUUCUCGCGCAUCUUCUUCUCUUCUCGAUGGUUCUAUCUUACGACCCAACUCUUUAUUCUGUUCUUGAUUCUGCACGCGGCGAUAUUCCUCUUUCUUGUCAUUUUCGAAUGCACGCCAGUCACCUCAACCUGGAAUCUCGACGAUCCAUCUAGAAAAUGCAUGAAUAUUGUAGCAAUUGGCUACUCUGGUGCAGUAUUCAGCGUCAUUGAGGACAUUGCUAUCCUUAUUCUUCCCAUUCCAGAGCUUCUUCGACUUCAGCUCAGUACCAAGAAGAAACUCUGGCUCAGUCUCAUAUUUGGGCUAGGCUCAUUGUGGCCUGGUCCAGUUCGUUUCAUCGAGACUUCGCGCAAGCUACGUAAGCAUGAUCUAUCACCUGGCUUUAGGUUUUCUUCCAUAUAG